AAGGAAGUAAAAUACGCUGAAAGCAAAAAUGAAGGAUAAUAUCAUUUUCGAUACUAAGAAAGAAAAAUGCGAAAAUAACUAUAAAAAAAAAGAAAUCAAGAAUCCAUGAAAAUAGGUAAGUAGUUAACACAUAAUGAGGAAAUUAUCGUUGCAAAAAAAGUCCGAAGUUGACGUUACGUUACUUUCCUCUUCAUCAUCAGUUGCCAUUGAUCUUGAAACACCCAGUUGAUAUCACAAUAUGGAUGUGUUCUUCGAGGUACAAAGAGGCCCAACGUUCUGCAUUGAACUAGGUUACUGGGACACAGUGCUAGAGAUCAAACAAAAGAUCGAAAAGUAUCAACGUAUCCCUGUCUCCAAACAAAUCCUUUUCUUCCAAGGCAAGGUUCUUCAAGACGAUCACGACAUCGAGCAAUGUGCCAUCCUCAACAACUCUCAUCUACAGAUUAUCAGCUCUUCUCCUGGUAACAACGACCAACAGCGCAGCAACAAUCAAGUGCUAAAAACCGAGCAAUCUCCACCGUCAAACUCAACAGAACAGAUCCUCAACGGUCAAGAUUUGCCUGUGAUGAUAUCUAGGACCAACAACAACAACAACAACAACAACCCUAAGAAACUGAGAGUGAUGGUGCUGCCGAAAAGCGGGACAAUGAAGAUUCCGGUGGAGGUGAACGCGAGUGAUAACGUGGGAGAGCUGAGGAAGGAGCUGGUUAAGGUUCAACAGAGGUUUCAGUUAAGUCUGCCUCAAGAAGGUUAUUUCUUUAUAUACAAACAGAAUGUGAUGGAGGAUGACCGGUCUUUCCGGUGGCACCGUGUUGAUAACGGUGAUACUAUUGAGAUUUUCAGUGGAAGUGUUUCUGGUGGCUCUUAAUUAAGUCUUAAAUCCAGUUUAGAUCUGAGCAACCUUCUCCUUCCUUAUAGCUAAUUCCAAAAUUGUCUUUUGUUUUCACAGCUUUCUGCAACUAAGAUAGCUAAUAAGAUAACAUUUGAUCUGAAAAAGAGGAACUUGUUGUUAUUGACUUACUUCUUGGUGAAAUAAAUAGGUAAUCAUGCACGCUUCAAUUUG
Molecule: messenger RNA, 1063 nt
Organism: Raphanus sativus (radish)
Lineage: Eukaryota; Viridiplantae; Streptophyta; Magnoliopsida; Brassicales; Brassicaceae
Product: ubiquitin domain-containing protein 7SL RNA1
Exons: 1
Coding region: 239-868 (209 amino acids)
Biological process (GO): proteasome-mediated ubiquitin-dependent protein catabolic process
Cellular component (GO): cytosol; nucleoplasm
Molecular function (GO): proteasome binding; ubiquitin binding; polyubiquitin modification-dependent protein binding
Source: RefSeq, a predicted model, not a curated record